GUUUUUUCCCGUCUUCUUGGUUGACUUAAUCAUACUUUUCAAAUCAAAUGAAUAAAAAAAGAACUGCCAGUACUCAAAAGCAAAUCAUGUUAAGUUGCAAACCAUCUUACGCAGCUGCAAAUUACACGCGACAUUUGCUCCAACAAGCGACACGAGAUGCAGCUGAAGCCUGCAUCCGUCGUCUCCGCCGUCCUCGUGUUACUCCUCUCCGACUUCCUUGGCAGUGACGGGCAGUUCGUCUACAACGGCUUCUCCGGCGCCCAGCUCGACCUCGACGGCAUGGCCGUGGUGGAGCCGGACGGCAAGCUCGCGCUGACCAACAUCUCGUCCCAGAUGAAAGGCAGUGCGUUCCACCCGGCGCCGCUCCGCUUCCACGAGCCGGCGACGAAGAACAACGGCAGUACCGCCGCGCGGUCUUUCUCGACCACCUUCGUGUUCGCCAUCGUCACCGAUUUCGUGACGGUGGGUGGGAACGGGCUCGCCUUCUUCAUUGGCCCGAGCAACAACCUCUCCUCGGCGUCGCCCAGCCAGUUCCUCGGGCUCUUCAACCCGCAGAACAACGGCAACGCCAGCAACCGCGUCUUCGCCGUCGAGAUCGACACCAUCCUCAACCCGGAGUUCGGCGACAUCGACAGCAACCACGUCGGCGUCGACGUCAACGGCCUGUCCUCCCUCGCCGCCAAGACCGCGGGCUGCUUCUCCGACGACACCGGCGAAUUUAAGAACCUGACUCUUAUCAGCGGCGACGUGAUGCAGAUCUGGGUGGACUACGACGGCCUAGCCAGGGUGAUCAAUGUGACGCUGGGCCCCGUCGAGGCGCCGAGGCCCAAGAGGCCGCUCAUCUCCGUCGCCGUCGACCUCUCGCCGGUGCUGAGCGAGGCGGCGGAGUCGUACGUGGGCCUCUCGUCGUCCACGGGCCCGUUCCACACGCGCCACUACGUGCUGGGCUGGAGCUUCGCGCUGGACGGGGCGCCCGUGCCGCCGCUCGACUACGCGGGCCUCCCCAAGCUACCGCCCCGGCCCGGCCGCGUCGGCGAGGAUCGACGGUCCAGGUUGCGCGAGGUGGGCAUCCCGGUGAUCACCCCGAUCCUCGCGCUGGCGGUGGCCGCCGGCGUGUCUUUCUUCGUGUGGAGGCGGUUCUUCCGGUACGCGGAGGUGAGGGAAGAUUGGGAAGGGGAAUUCGGCCCGCACAGGUUCGUGUACAAGGACCUGUUCCACGCCACGGGAGGGUUCGACGACGCCAAGCACCUGCUGGGCGUGGGCGGGUUCGGGAGGGUAUACAAGGGCGUGCUGCCGGCGCCGUCCAGGACGGAGGUCGCAGUCAAGGUCGUGUCCCACGGCGCGAAGCAGGGGAUGAAGCAGUUCGUGGCCGAGGUGGCCAGCAUCGGCCGGCUGCGGCACCGCCACGUCGUGCCGCUGCUCGGCUACUGCCGCCGCAAGGGCGAGCUCCUCUUGGUCUACGACUACAUGCCCAACGGCAGCCUGGACAGCUGGCUGUACGGCGCAGGCGGCGACCGGCCGCUGCUGAGCUGGGCGCAGAGGGUCGCCGCCAUUAGAGGCGUGGCGUCCGGUCUGCUCUACCUCCACGAGGACUGGGAGAAGGUGGUGCUGCACCGGGACAUCAAGGCCAGCAACGUGCUCCUGGACGCCGACAUGAGCGCGCGGCUCGGGGACUUCGGGCUGGCCAAGCUCUACGACCGCGGCGCCGACCCGCAGACGACGCGCGUGGUGGGCACCAUGGGGUACCUGGCGCCGGAGCUGGCGUGCACGCGGCGGGUGUCGCCGGCCACUGACGUGUUCGCCUUCGGCUCCUUCGUCCUGGAGGUGGCCUGCGGCCGCCGGCCCGUCGACCACGGCCACGGCCACGACGACAAUGGCGGCCGGAUGCUGCUGGCGGACUGGGUGCUGGAGCGCUGCCACGCGGGCGACGUGGCGGAGACGGCGGACCCGCGGCUCGAAGGCGCCUACGACGCCGAGGAGGCCGCGGCGGUGCUCAGGCUGGGCCUCGUGUGCUCCCACCCGGCGCCCGCGGCGAGGCCCACGAUGCGGCAGGUGCUGCAGUACCUCGACGGCGACGCGCCGAUGCCCGAGCCGGCGCCGACCUACCGGAGCUUCACCACGCAGGCCAUGAUGCAGAACGCCGACGGCUUCGACUCCUACGUCGCGUCGUACCCAUUGUCUUCCGUGGGCGCCUCCGUGCUCUCCGCCAGGGACGCCCUGGCCUCGGCGAUGCCGGCGCAGUACCUGGGCCUCUUCAACACCAGCAGCAACGGCGACCCGCGGAACCACGUCUUCGCCGUCGAACUGGACACCGUGCGCAACCCGGAGUUCGGGGACAUGGACGACAACCACGUCGGCCUCGACAUCAACAGCCUCAACUCCUCCGUGGCCGCCACGGCGGGCUACUACGACGACGAUGCUGGCGUGUUCAGGAACCUGAGCCUGGCGAGCAGAGAGCCCUUGCAGGUGUGGGUGGACUACGACGGCGCCACGACGGAGAUCGCCGUGGCCAUGGCCCCAGCCGGGUCGCCGCGGCCCAAGAGGCCUCUGUUGUCCACGAGGAUCGACCUGUCCACGGUCAUCGCCGCCGACACGGCGUACGUGGGCUUCUCGUCGGGGUCCAGCAUCGUGCUGUGCAGGCACUACGUGCUCGGAUGGAGCUUCAGCACGGGCGGGGCCGCCGCGCCGCCGCUCGACCACGCCCAGCUGCCGAAGCUGCCACGCGUUGCUGGUCCCCCCAAGCCGCCUCGCUCCAGGGCGACGCUGGCCAUCGCGCUGCCGAUCAUGACCACGACGGCCGUCCUCGCCGCGGUGGCCGUGGGCGUCCUGGUCCACCGACGGCGGCUCAGGUACGCGGAGCUGCGGGAGGACUGGGAGGAGGAGUUCGGGCCGCACCGGUUCGCGUUCAAGGACCUGCACGACGCCACCGGCGGGUUCAAGGACAAGCGGCUGCUGGGCGCCGGAGGGUUCGGGAGCGUGUACAUGGGCGCGCUCCCGGGGUCCCGGACACAGGUCGCGGUGAAGAGGGUGUCGCACGAGUCGAGGCAGGGUGUGAAGGAGUUCAUCGCCGAGGUCGUCAGCAUCGGCCGCCUCCGCCACCGCAACCUCGUGCAGCUGCUCGGCUACUGCCGCCGCAAGGGGGAGCUCUUGCUGGUCUACGAUUACAUGCCCAACGGCAGCCUCGACAAGUACUUGCACGGCGACGGCGACGGCGGCAGCAAGCCCGCGACCCUCGGCUGGGCACAGAGGCUGCGGAUCAUCAAGGGCGUCGCGUCCGGGCUGCUAUACAUGCACGAGGACUGGGAGAAGGUGGUCGUCCACCGGGACAUCAAGGCCAGCAACGUGCUCCUCGACGCCGAGAUGAACGGGCGGCUCGGUGACUUUGGCCUCGCCAGGCUGUAUGACCACGGCGCCGACCCGCACACCACGCGCGUGGUGGGCACCAUGGGGUACCUGGCGCCGGAGCUGAUGCGCACCGGCAAGGCCACCACGCUCUCCGACGUGUUCGCCUUCGGGGCGUUCCUCCUGGAGGUGGCCUGUGGCCGGAGGCCCAUCGAGGAGGGCGAUGAGGAGGACGUCUACGGCGACGUCGAGCGGUUCGUGCUCGCGGACUGGGUGCUGGGGCACUGGAGGAACGGCGCCAUCGCCGGCGCGGUGGACGCUGAGCUCCGCGCUGCUGGGGUGUAUGACGCAGCGGAGGCGGACCUGGUGCUGCGGCUGGGGCUGACGUGCAUGCAUCCGUCGCCGGCGGCGCGCCCGAGCAUGAGGCAGGUGAUGCAGUACCUGGACGGCAGCACGCCAUUGCCGGAGCUUCCCCCGACGUACGUGACGUUCAACAUGCUCGCGGCCAUGGAGACACACCAAGGAGUUCUUCGCUCGCUGUCCAUCUGGCGGGCGGCGUCCAGUGUCGCCACCAUAUCUGACAUCGGCGUCGACAGCGGCCGUUGACAUUUUUAGAGCAUGAUGCUCUGCUCAUGUUGGCGAGAUUGGGAGGAGCAAGUUGUGGGUUGUGGCAAAAAGGAUCACGGGUUCACUCGCAGGUUGUCAAUUUGUAAAAAUUGGUGUUGAAUGAUUUUCCUUUACACGAAAGCAGUUUGGCAACAAUGAGUUCACUAUCGCUCUGAAAUCUCAGCUGCGCCUCCUGGACCUUCCUUCCA
Brachypodium distachyon (stiff brome) is the source of this 4157-nucleotide messenger RNA. Its product is annotated as L-type lectin-domain containing receptor kinase IV.1. Lineage: Eukaryota; Viridiplantae; Streptophyta; Magnoliopsida; Poales; Poaceae. Gene Ontology annotation, biological process: protein phosphorylation. The transcript has 2 exons. Bases 157 to 3948 code for a protein of 1263 amino acids. Gene Ontology annotation, cellular component: plasma membrane. Gene Ontology annotation, molecular function: ATP binding; protein kinase activity; carbohydrate binding. The record is from RefSeq and is a predicted model, not a curated record.